Messenger RNA from Girardinichthys multiradiatus, 1283 nucleotides. RefSeq names its product THO complex subunit 4-like. Lineage: Eukaryota; Metazoa; Chordata; Actinopteri; Cyprinodontiformes; Goodeidae. Gene Ontology annotation, cellular component: nucleus. The record is from RefSeq and is a predicted model, not a curated record. Gene Ontology annotation, biological process: mRNA export from nucleus. Gene Ontology annotation, molecular function: mRNA binding.
ACGUCAGAGUACGACGGUUACGUAAUGAGCCUGUUUAUCUUGUGUGGCUGUUAGCUUAUUGUGUGUUCAGUCGUCGGUGCAGUGCUGUAAAAGGCUAGGCAGAGGGACCAGCACAGUCUAGGUGUACAUUUUAAAUUUUCCAUAGCAUUUAGUAUUAUUGGGGCAGCAUAAUGACCGAUAAAAUGGAUAUGUCUCUAGAUGACAUUAUCAAGCAGAACAGGCAGCAGAGAGGUGGAGGCCGGGGAGGAAGAGGCCGAGGCCGCGGAGGCUCAGGCGGCGGCCGGGGAGGAGGCCCCGGGCGGCUAGGAGGCGGCGGCAGCGGUGGAGGUUUUGGAGGCCGAGGCGGCGGAUCUGGCCCCAUGAGGAAUCGACAGAACCUGAGCCGCGCUAGAGGCAGACCGACGCCUUACAGCAGGCCUAAACAGCUCCCCGACAAGUGGCAGCACGACAUGUUCGACAACGGCUUCGGAGGCUUUAAUGGUAAUGCCGGGGGUGGCGGAGGAGCAGGUGUGGAAACUGGAGGGAAGCUGUUAGUCUCCAAUCUGGACUUUGGUGUUUCAGAUGCAGACAUUCAGGAACUUUUUGCUGAAUUUGGAACUCUGAAAAAAGCUGCUGUUCAUUAUGACCGCUCUGGAAGAAGCCUGGGAACAGCUGAUGUCCACUUUGAGAGAAGGGCAGAUGCACUUAAGGCCAUGAAGCAGUACAAUGGCAUCCCACUUGAUGGGCGACCAAUGAACAUACAGCUUGUCACAUCACAGAUCGACACGCAAAGGCGGCCUAUGCAGGGGCUGAACAGAGGUGGUGGGGGGGGUGUGAACAGAAGUCGUGGCUUUGGCGGCAUGCAGAGAGGUCGAGGUGGUCGUGGGGCAGGCGGCUCCCGAGGAAGAGGACGAGGAGGUCGAGGUGGUGGAAGCAAGCAGCAGCUUUCAGCAGAGGAGCUUGAUGCACAGUUAGAUGCCUACAAUGCCAGGAUGGACACCAGUUAAGAGAUUGAAGCUCUCCCUAGUUGUCUUCCCUUCCUUUCUGUGCAGAAGGGGAUGGUUGUUACAAAUGUCCAGAACAUUUUACACAUGCUUGUCUUCUGAUGUGAUUUGAAAGUGUUCCAGCCUCUUAUUUUAAAUACUCCAGUGUUUUUUACCUGUAUUUUCUUUUUUUUUUUUUUUUUUUUUUUUGAUGAAAAAGGGAUUUUGACUGUAGGUUUUUGAACUGGCCUUUCCCAGUUCGUCUUUGCCCUGUAGUUAAUGAAACUUGUAAUAAAAACCUGCAGUGUAUAUUAACCAAGA